Molecule: messenger RNA, 2998 nt
Organism: Nomascus leucogenys (northern white-cheeked gibbon)
Lineage: Eukaryota; Metazoa; Chordata; Mammalia; Primates; Hylobatidae
Gene: SESN1
Product: sestrin 1
Biological process (GO): cellular response to leucine starvation; positive regulation of macroautophagy; negative regulation of TORC1 signaling
Cellular component (GO): nucleus
Molecular function (GO): oxidoreductase activity, acting on peroxide as acceptor; L-leucine binding
Source: RefSeq, a predicted model, not a curated record
ACUUUGUUUUUCCAGAAAGAAGACUGCCCUUUCGUGUACAAGGAGAGGGUGAGAGGGUGAUCUAGCUUGUAGAUCGGCUGAAGGCACCAGUGGUUCCAAAUGUCACCCAGAUGUGUGUUUUCAUGACGAUUUGAUUUCUCUGAUUUUAUUUUUACAUUUUUCAUUUUAAAAAUACAAAGUGAUUUUUUGGGGCAUGCGGAAAGGUAACUGAAGACCGCAAAGGAAAAACUAUUGUCAUGGCUGAAGGAGAGAAUGAAGUGAGAUGGGAUGGACUCUGCAGUAGAGAUUCAACUACUAGGGAGACAGCACUGGAAAACAUUAGGCAAACCAUUUUGAGGAAAACCGAGUAUCUUCGUUCGAUGAAAGAAACACCUCAUCGUCCAUCAGACGGGCUUUCAAAUACCGAGUCUUCGGAUGGGUUGAAUAAGCUACUUGCUCAUCUGCUUAUGCUUUCUAAGAGGUGUCCCUUCAAAGAUGUGAGAGAGAAAAGUGAGUUUAUUCUGAAGAGCAUCCAGGAACUUGGCAUUAGAAUUCCUCGACCACUAGGACAGGGACCAAGCAGAUUCAUCCCAGAAAAGGAGAUCCUCCAAGUGGGGAGUGAAGACGCACAGAUGCAUGCUUUAUUUGCAGAUUCUUUUGCUGCUUUGGGCCGUUUGGAUAACAUUACACUAGUGAUGGUUUUCCACCCACAAUAUUUAGAAAGUUUCUUAAAAACUCAACACUAUCUACUGCAAAUGGAUGGGCCGUUACCCCUACAUUAUCGUCACUACAUUGGAAUAAUGGCUGCGGCAAGACAUCAGUGCUCCUACUUAGUGAACCUGCAUGUAAAUGAUUUUCUUCAUGUUGGUGGGGACCCCAAGUGGCUCAAUGGUUUAGAGAAUGCUCCUCAAAAACUACAGAAUUUAGGAGAACUUAACAAAGUGUUAGCCCAUAGACCUUGGCUUAUUACCAAAGAACACAUUGAGGGACUUUUAAAAGCUGAAGAGCACAGCUGGUCCCUUGCGGAAUUGGUACAUGCAGUAGUUUUACUCACACACUAUCAUUCUCUUGCCUCAUUCACAUUUGGCUGUGGAAUCAGUCCAGAAAUUCAUUGUGAUGGUGGCCACACAUUCAGACCUCCUUCUGUUAGCAACUACUGCAUCUGUGACAUUACAAAUGGCAAUCACAGUGUGGAUGAGAUGCCGGUCAACUCAGCAGAAAAUGUUUCUGUAAGUGAUUCUUUCUUUGAGGUUGAAGCCCUCAUGGAAAAGAUGAGGCAGUUACAGGAAUGUCGAGAUGAAGAAGAGGCAAGUCAGGAAGAGAUGGCUUCACGUUUUGAAAUAGAAAAAAGAGAGAGUAUGUUUGUCUUCUCUUCAGAUGAUGAAGAAGUUACACCAGCAAGAGAUGUAUCUCGUCAUUUUGAGGAUACUAGUUAUGGCUAUAAAGAUUUCUCUAGACAUGGGAUGCAUGUUCCAACAUUUCGUGUCCAGGACUAUUGCUGGGAAGAUCAUGGUUAUUCUUUGGUAAAUCGCCUUUAUCCAGAUGUGGGACAGUUGAUUGAUGAAAAAUUUCACAUUGCUUACAAUCUUACUUAUAAUACAAUGGCAAUGCACAAAGAUGUUGAUACCUCAAUGCUUAGACGGGCAAUUUGGAACUAUAUUCACUGCAUGUUUGGAAUAAGAUAUGAUGAUUAUGACUAUGGUGAAAUUAACCAGCUAUUGGAUCGUAGCUUUAAAGUUUAUAUCAAAACUGUUGUUUGCACUCCUGAAAAGGUUACCAAAAGAAUGUAUGAUAGCUUCUGGAGGCAGUUCAAGCACUCUGAGAAGGUUCAUGUUAAUCUGCUUCUUAUAGAAGCUAGGAUGCAAGCAGAACUCCUUUAUGCUCUGAGAGCCAUUACCCGCUAUAUGACCUGAUGCCUUUCCUUCAUUAAAGAUGAUUCUGGAAUGAUCAGCAGAUAUAGUCUACAAGGGGGAAGGUACUAAGCCCCAGGACCAAUGGUAGACAAAAUAAUUCAGAAAUCCAUUGUGCCAUGAUUCCUUUAGUUUCUGCUAUUUUUCUGUGGAAAACCACUGCUGGCACAAGCAGUGACUGUUUGGCAGCUUCAAGUUUAGAGCUGUGAAGACAGGCUGCCAUUCACAGUAUUUUGCUUUUUGACAGUACAAGAUGCUGUGUAACUCUUUUAAUACAGCAAAUAGUAACUCUCCAAAUCCUGUUGCUUUUAUGUUAAAUAAGAUAACAAGAAUUGGAGCAUGCAAAGAAUGGGACUUGGAUAAUGACUUAAGCUUUAUAUGUAAAGAAUUUUAGAAGAUCUUGGUGCUGCUAUUCCUGCUGGAGGAAUGAAUAGAUGGCUGUUUCAGUUAAGCUAUUAGUAAUAAAAGUGAACAUUGCUACUAUCUGAGCCUACAUACAGAACUUGUGUGAUUUCAAAUUAAACUUGCAUUAUGUGUUAAUUUUCUUGCAUCUAAAAAAGCAUAGAAUUCCUACUCACACAGCUCAGCAACAACCAUUUUGAUGGUAACAGUUAAUUUCUUUCAUUAGUUUUUUAAAUUCAGGGUUCUGGAUAUUAAAUUACAAUGGCAUUCUUAAAGAUUUUCUUCAAAAACAAUCCUAAAUGAAAGUGUGUAAAUUAUAAGAAGCUGGCGAUCUUUUGAUAUGCUGUUUCACAGGAUCCUGACACUGGAGGGCAGCUGUGUUGUGCAGUAGUUGUGUUUCCAGCACCAAAGUUGUGGGACAUGUUGCUGUAGACUGCUGCGCAGUCCUGGGUGCAUUCUGUCUCUCUGCCUCUGCCUGCCUCCUGAUCCCCACUUUAAAGGUUGUGCAGCUCCUUAAAUAAUAAAGCUGGAAAAUAUUUUUAGUCGGGUUAUCAAAUUUGAUUUACAAAAACGCUAACUUUGUUUGAAAUGCAAACAGGUUUGAAAAUAUGUAUUAAGUACUUUGUAUUCUGGAAGCGUGAAUUGCUUUUGAAGUCUGUCAGUAUUACUGGUAUUUUUCAAUAAAGAAGAAUUUUUCUCCAAUUUUA